CUGGAGAAAGUAUGUUGAAGGAAAUACAGGAUAAGUUUGAAAUUGAUAAGUCUAGCGAUUACUUCCGAAUGUAUGCAUUUGUCUUGGAGACCAUGCAACGUUUAUAUAGAUUGUACAAGUGUAGGUUGCACAAUUACUACAAAAGUGCGAGAUGCGGAAAAACUAACGAGGAGCUCAAAAAGAAUCCUCCUUUUGACUUACCCCAACCUCAAUGGGAAUAUCUAAUCAAGUAUUACGGAUCUGACAAAUUUAAGGCAUUUCUUUAACUAAACUAUGUACUAUUUAUGAACUAUGAGCCGAUGUAUAUGAACUAUGAGCAAGAACUUGAUUGGCAUCAACUUUUGUAAUCAUCAUGCAGGUCAUAAGUGAGAGGAACUGUAAAAAUCGGAAUUCUGCCAAGAGAACUAUGCAUACGACUGGAAAUUUAUCAUUUCCUGAAUCAGAAGAUGUAUUGACAAAAGAGAAUGAUAAUGUGAAGCUAACUGCUGAUAAAGUUUGGCUUAUCCAACACACUCGUAAGAAUGAUCAAGGAAAACUAGAAUGGCUCGAUACGCGGUCAAAAGAAAUCCAUGUGAAGUUGAAAGAUGUUGUUGCAUCAGCUGGGGAUUCAAUGACACAAGAUGAAAUUUUGCUUAGAGUUCUGGGCCAAAAGUCAGGGCAUGUACGUGGAAAAGGGACAGGGAUACGUGCAUAUUCUAAAGAGAAAGCACAAAUAGAACAACGUAAGAUCGUGGAGCAACAACAAGAGAAAAUUCAAGAGCAACAACAACAAAUUAAAGAUUUGAUGGAAAGUCAGUUGCUACAACAACGACAAUUUGAAGAAUAUAAGGCACAACAACAAGAAGCAAUUGAAUCGAUGAAACAAAGCAUCUUACAACAGCUACAGAGUAAAGAAGUUCAAUGA
This is a messenger RNA of Amaranthus tricolor (Joseph's coat), 904 nucleotides long. RefSeq lists its product as uncharacterized. The transcript has 4 exons. Lineage: Eukaryota; Viridiplantae; Streptophyta; Magnoliopsida; Caryophyllales; Amaranthaceae. The coding region runs from base 353 to 904 and encodes 183 amino acids. The record is from RefSeq and is a predicted model, not a curated record.